GCUGCUCGCGCUGGUAUUACUACUAUAGUUGAAUUAAUAUGAGGUUGCAGUGCGCACAAGGCGCGGUCUUUUAAUUUAAUUGUGCAACUCGGCAGGGGAUAAGGAUACAUUUGUUUUCAAAGUGAUUAUUGUUAAGUGAUUUAGAAGGGGAGUUAAAUAAGAUUUGGCCCAAAAACCAUGAAUUACACAUUCCUGGCAUUAUUCGUAACUUUUCUCCUUGGGGUAAUAAGUUACUUAAAAUGGAAACUUCGCUAUUGGGACAAGAAGGGUUUACCUACCAUCCCCCCAAAACUACCAUUUGGCAAUCUGACUGAUGUUAUUUUCGGGCGCAAAUCAUUCGGCGAGCAAUUUGUCGAAUUUUACCAAAUACUUAAAGCCAAAGGGUAUCGUCAUGGUGGUAUUUAUUUCGGAGCAUCACCCCUUUACGUACCCACAGACCCCGAAAUAGUCAAACAUAUUAUGUUGGUCGAUUUUGCGCAUUUUUCAAGUCAUGGUGGUUAUGUUGAUGAGGAGAGUGACCCUCUCAGUGGGCAUUUAUUCAACCUGGAUGAUAUAAAAUGGAGAAAUUUGAGGGUUAAACUAACCCCGACUUUCACCUCCGGGAAGAUGAAAAUGAUGUUUCAAACUUUGGCAGAAGUUAGCUACAAUUUAAAGAACGUAUUGGAUGAAUCAGUGAUUAAUAAAACCCCAGUGGAUGCUAGAGACGUGUUAAGUCGAUUUGGGGUUGAUGUUAUCAGUUCCGUAGCGUUUGGACUCGAAUGUGAUAGUCUAAAAGACCCAAAUGUGUCUUUUAGAAAGUAUGGGAAAAAAGCAGUUGAUUUCGAUAUUUGGGUCAGAAUAAAACUUUUCAUGCAAGUGUUAUUGCCCCACUGUGUGUUACGAGCAAUUGGUCACAAAUUCACAAAAACAGAAGUCGAAGAAUUUUUCAUGAAGAGUAUCCGCGACGUGGUUGAAUAUCGAGAAAAAAACAACAUUUUUCGAAAAGACUUUAUGCACUUACUUAUCCAGUUGAAAAAUCUGGGGACUGUGACCGAUGAUGGUCAGAUACUGGACGAAACUAGUGGAAGUAAAGAAGUUGGUUUGACAAUGAAUCAAGUGGCGGCACAAGCUUUUGUGUUUUUUAUGGCUGGGUAUGAAACAUCGUCAAGUACAAUUACAUUUGCUUUGUACGAAUUAGCUAUGAAUCCUCCACUUCAAGACAAACUGAGAGACGAAAUUAACACAAUUUUGGCUAAGCACGACAACAAACUAACUUACGCCGCUAUGAUGGAAAUGACGUACAUGGAGAAAGUCAUACAAGAAACUCUGCGAAAAUAUCCACCUCUUCCAAUUAUAAUGCGUUUGUGUACAAAAGAUUAUGUAGUGCCGGGUACCGACAUCGAAAUAAAAAAAGGUGUAGGUGUGAUGAUUCCAGUGUUGGGUUUACAAACCGAUCCGGAGUAUUUCCCGGACCCCGACGUUUUCGAUCCGGAUCGAUUUUCAGAAGAGAAGAAAAAAGAAAGACCUGGUUUUACUUGGCUUCCUUUUGGGGAUGGACCCCGAAUUUGCAUUGGAAUGAGGUUUGGUAUGUUGCAAAGUAAAGUCGCUUUAACUACCUUCAUCAGGAAUUACCGUGUCAAGUUAAAUGAGAAGACCAAAAUUCCCUUAAAAAUAGACAAGGGCUCGUUCACUACAAGAGCAGAAGGAGGCGUUUGGCUAAAUCUUGAAAAACUUAAUUAAAUAUUUGUAUCAAUUUUAUACGUGAAUGUAGUAAUUAACCAGAAAUAAUUUAUUUUGAAUAAUUUAAGAAUACCUGUAUGCGAUUCUUUGUAAUUUUUUCUUAUAAUAUAAAUAAUAAUAACUUUAA
This is a messenger RNA of Tribolium castaneum (red flour beetle), 1846 nucleotides long. RefSeq names its product cytochrome P450 6A1. The transcript has 4 exons. Gene Ontology annotation, molecular function: heme binding; iron ion binding; monooxygenase activity. The record is from RefSeq and is a predicted model, not a curated record. Bases 178 to 1719 code for a protein of 513 amino acids. NCBI's taxonomy places the organism in Eukaryota, Metazoa, Arthropoda, Insecta, Coleoptera, Tenebrionidae.